GCCAGCAGCGAGUAAACAGACGCGCAGGAUGUCGCAAGGCGCUAAACUCCAGCUUUAAAAUAUGAAGUGAUAGAAACUCCCGGCGGCGAAAGAGACGAUCAUUUGUAAAAAAAGAAACAAAACAACCCAGCAGACUACACAUUUUAAGGCUUCGUUACAUAACAAUGGCGGCGGAGCGGCUGCCGAGCGCUGCGUUCAGCUAGCAUGCUAAGCUAAGUGCUAACUUUCAGUUGCUGUCGGGAAAUGCGAGCGGGCUCCCGCGGUCAUGGCAGCGGGAGCAGGAGCCGCGUACGGCGGAUCUCUGGAGGCGACGUUGGCCCGGAAGUUUCAAGGUGUCACCAACACGAUGGACUCGAUCCAGGGGCUGUCGACGUGGUGCAUCGACAACAAGAAGUACCACAGCGUGAUCGUGCGCCAGUGGAUGAGGUGUCUGAAGAAAUCUGACGCCCCACACAGACUCAACCUGUUUUACCUCGCCAACGAUGUCAUUCAGAACUGUAAAAGGAAAAAUGCCACCGUCUAUCGUACGGAAUUCGCUGAGGUGCUUCCGGAGGCCUUCUCGCUGGUUAACCAAGAAGGUGACGCCAAGGUGAUUAAAUCAUUGGAAAGGAUACUGUCCAUCUGGGAGGAGAGAGGUGUGUAUGCAGGGACGCUCAUCUCUGAGCUCAGGAGUGGCUUAGUCAAGGAGGAGUCCCCGCCUGAAACGCCCGCUGAGCAGAAAACUCCAGUCGAGUCGAAAGCAGAUCUACAAUCCAAGAUUGUUGCAGAGUUCGUGCCCCAGGCACUAAUAGACCAACUGUCCAAGUACAAGAAAUCUCUGGAGGAUCUGGACCUGAGAGAAAAACAGCAGGCAGCUAUGAGAGUUGACAUCUGCAGCUCUGAGGCUCUCAAGAAACUCAAAGAUAAGGCCGGAGGAAAGAAGUUCUCCAAGGACUUUGAGGAAGGAAACACACAGCUACAGGAGUUUGUCAAGUUCUUUGACAAACAAAGCAAAACAGGCCCUCCUCUCCUGGAGGCCCUCACCAACGCAGAUAUCUUCUAUGAGAUGCAGUACAAGGAGGUCAAGAUUGUUGCUAAUGCCUACCAAACCUUUGCUAACCGGGUGUUGCACCUCAAGCGUAAGCUGGACACCCUGAAGGCCACCUUACCGGACCUGGACGAGUCGCCCAUCCCUUCGCCUUCUGCAGAUGCACCGUCUCCAACAGGGUCCGAGUCCCCUUUCCAUGGUUUGGACCUGGCUGACCCUGAUCCAGAUCUUGAUGGCUCUGCAAUGGAUGACGAAGCAGAGCCACCGGCCCCGAGCCCUCUGUCCUCACUGGGAGGAGGUUCCCCUAUAGACCCAGAGACUGUUGGAGAGAAGGACAAUCGUGAAGUGGAAGACAUGGAGCUCUCUGAGGAGGAAAAUGAGAGCGGGGGCAUUAUAGUUGAGCAGCAGACAGAACGUCCCACCCACCCAGAGGUGUCCACUCCAGUGCCUGCAAACAAGGAGCCACCGGCAGCAGCAGAGCAGCCUGUGACACAGGUCACGCCCCCUGUGGCCGCACCUGCAGCAGCUGUUGAAAGUGUUGAUCUGGGUAAAAUUGGCUCCAUCCUCAACAGUUUAAGCUCAGUCAUAAAGAACACAGGACCUUUGGUGGAGAGUCCUCCUGCAGCUGCUCCUGCUGCCACUCCUGCUUCCACACCUGUGAUCUCUGUGGCCUCUCAGGAUGCCAGUUCCCUGGUAAACCUCCUUUCCAAGGUGGACGUGAUUCCUUCAGAUCUCCUUGGUGCUCUGUCCAAAGUCCAGGGCCAGAGCAGCUUUGGGGGCGUCUCCUCGACUCUGAGCAGCCCAGCUGCAAAUGUCUCCUCAGCAUCCUCCAGUACAGGCAAGAUUCCUCCUUCAUCCACAGCUGCAUUAGCAGCACCCUCUCAGAGCCCGUCUCUCUCCUCUGUUGCACCCGUGCUUUCUACACCCAACUCUUCUGUAAAACAGAGCACAAUCUCCCAAGUCCCCCCCCAGACUUCUAACCGAGCCUCAGCCCUGGUCCAGGCUCUCCAUAGAGACAUGGAUUUGACAACAGAGCCGGAGCCGUCCAAGUCCUCUAAGAGUUUAGAGUCUAAAAUCCACCGCUUCCUGCGAGGGAACUCUGCUUUUAAUGCAUUUGACUUGGGUUUUCCUGCAAACCCAGCAGGAAGUGAAAAUGUCAGCCCAGUAACUGGCACAGACACCCAGGGUGGGACUCCAGUGAGGGACGAAGGAGGAGGCACCCCGACUCAAGAUGAGAUCAUGGACAAGCCUGUGGUUCCUUUCAAUUCCAACUCAAAUCAGUUGUCUGUGGGAGAAACAGUUGAAACGGCUCCUAUCGUGGGCCAGAACAGAACUCAGAAGAACCUCAGCAGCUCCCAACAACUGGCUCACUUUCAGCCGGGCGUGGCUCAGAACGGGCAGGUGUACCAGCCGCCUCCUAGUGGCAAACAGGAGAUGUCAGAUCAUGGGAUUACUGCAUCUGUAGCACAUUUCCAGCAGUUUUCUACACAAACAGGAGAGAGAGCCCCAGGCAGCACCAGUGGCUCACAGGCAGUCGAAGGCUUUCAGGGGAUGAACGACAGGGGCUGGUACAGUGACAUUUUCCCAGAGGGGAGCUCUCAGCAACCCAGAGGGUACAGCGUAACAGUGCCUGGGGGGCCUGGAGAAAAUAAGACAUCAGGACUUUAUCAGUACCAAACAGAGCAAACCGGGGAACCUCGAGAUUUAGCUUCCCUGCAGGGAGCCAACCUGCCCCCUGGUUUCUUCAGAGGCAACCUCCCUCCUGUCCCACAGUUACCUCCACCUCCUCACACCUUUGACGGCCCCCCUCCUGUGACCAGCAGUCCGAUGAUUCCCCCUGAUCAUCAGGCGAUGAACCGCCAUGUGGAAGUACCUGGGGCCAGACCGGACAGUGCCAUCAGUGGGAUGGUGGUGCACGACCAUCAGCACAAGUCCAUGUUCCAUUCAGACGAGCCACUGUCGAAGCUGGACCACCAUCGUCACCCUGAAGAUUUACACCACCACCGAGACAGCUUGCGUUAUCAGGAGGACCAGGAGUGGUACCACGAUGAGCCCCACCGUCAAGAUUUCAAUCGCUUUCAGGAUGACACGUUCCACCACCCAGAUGAUCCGUACCACAGGCCAGGCAGUCCUCCACACCACUACCCCAGAGGUCGAGGCAUCAAUCCCCCACUCUCCCCCUCAGAAGACCCUUACUUUAGCCACGACUACCAGCGGCACAGCCCCCCUCCUCCUCCCCACUACACUCCAAGAAGGCCACCGCCGCCUCAUCUUGGUCUACGACAUCCACAUCGGCCUCCCCACCCUGCACACCACCCACACCCCAGGGGACCCCCACGUGCGCCCUUUCCUCGGUUCCACGGCCCCAAUCCAAGGUUAAGAGGCAAACGUCCAGGUCCAAGAGGAGGAGGGGGAAAUCCUGGUCCAAUGUUUCCACCAAAAAGACCCUUUCCACCUCCUCGGUACUGACUGGAGACUUUGUUCUGAGCUCUCGAAAUCACUGUGGAUGUCAUGAAGGUGGGGGCAAGACUUUAAAGAUUGUUCAGUAACUUACAAGUCAAAAUCUGAAACAGAGAAUGUCGCAGAUACUGAGGUGGGAGUCA
Molecule: messenger RNA, 3630 nt
Organism: Paralichthys olivaceus (Japanese flounder)
Lineage: Eukaryota; Metazoa; Chordata; Actinopteri; Pleuronectiformes; Paralichthyidae
Gene: rprd2a
Product: regulation of nuclear pre-mRNA domain containing 2a
Biological process (GO): mRNA 3'-end processing
Molecular function (GO): RNA polymerase II complex binding
Source: RefSeq, a predicted model, not a curated record